GCUCUCAUUCUCACCGUCGUACUACAAGUCGCAAAGCGUUGGGCAAAUAGGUACUUUAUACCGUAUUCCCACUAUCAUUAAUUAAAGCUCAAUCAUCUUAUUGUGUGGGCUGUGAGGUGGAUACCAGCCUCAUCAACCCUGGUGGCAGGGUUAUGAUUGAGCCGCCAAAGGCCCCUGAUAUGGCUCAUGUAACGACUAUAUACUUACAUCGUACGACGAACAUAUCAUCGCCUAUCAUCGUAUGCGCAGUGCUGUUUUUCUUGAUCCCGACUAAGCUAGACUUCAUAAGGUUCUUUAAAAAACGUCAGUCUACAAGUGACGAACCCUUUCCGACGGGGCCAGGCAAAGGCUGUCUGAAUUGGAAACUUGUGAGCAACAAUAUUCACUGGAGCGUGCUUUUUACUAUUGGAGGUGGGUGUACAAUCAUCGAAGCCCUCCGCACGUCGAAGAUGACGGAAGAAUUCGAGCAGUUCUUCCUACUCCUGCGCAAUUGGCCGGCGCCUGCGCAGGCGCUGGUCGUGAUCCUCGUGUGCAAAAUGCUCACCGAGUGCUGCAGCAACUCUUGCGUCGUCUUCGUUAUGUUGCCACAUAUUGCUAAAGUGAGUGUAGAAGCGAAGGUGAACCCACACUACCUGAUGACGGCUACGACCCUGGCGUGUUCCGUGCCCUUCCACCUGGUCAGCGGGACACCCGCCAACGCCCUUGUCGUCGACUAUGUUCGCAUACCACCUUGGAAGAUGAUGCACGCAGGCCUAGGACCAUCUCUGAUCGCCAUCGUGGUCAUCUGGUUCACCGUGACUCUGUGGUCGAAGGCCAUAUUUCCCGACAUCAACCUCUACCCGCCCUGGGCCGAUGACUUCAUUGCAAAUUACGAUUACCCUAUAGGCCGACGCCAUUAAGAGUAAUAAACUAACUACUUACUUAUAAAUAUGAAUAUUAUUGUAUUGGUUUAGUAUGCUAGCAUAGAAUACUACGUAUAGAACGGCAACUCCCCGCUCCCCACCAGCGGGUGAGCUAGGUUUACCUCACCCCUCGGUCUUACUUUAGUCUUCAAUUGUGGGCGUCAGACAUCACACGCACACAAAUGCGUCAAUGUGGGUGAAUCAUCCCCCUCAGUAUUUGUUACAAUGUCACUUACACAGCUUACACCACGUCCAAGUACGUAUUUAUCGGAAAAUUCACGAAAAUAUUGAUGUUUUGAAAAAAUAUUUUCCGUUCCAUGCCUAAAAUAUCUUAACAUUUCAUUCCAUUAAGAAUAUAAAGUUCCUAUUUUUUACCAGACUGCGGCGAUGCAAAGGAAGGUUAUUGCGAUU
Pectinophora gossypiella (pink bollworm) is the source of this 1313-nucleotide messenger RNA. RefSeq names its product protein I'm not dead yet-like. Gene Ontology annotation, biological process: monoatomic anion transmembrane transport; citrate transport. Bases 153 to 899 code for a protein of 248 amino acids. The transcript is spliced from 6 exons. The record is from RefSeq and is a predicted model, not a curated record. NCBI's taxonomy places the organism in Eukaryota, Metazoa, Arthropoda, Insecta, Lepidoptera, Gelechiidae. Gene Ontology annotation, molecular function: citrate transmembrane transporter activity; succinate transmembrane transporter activity. Gene Ontology annotation, cellular component: membrane.